This is a messenger RNA of Ornithodoros turicata, 2733 nucleotides long. RefSeq lists its product as uncharacterized. Bases 778 to 2733 code for a protein of 651 amino acids. Lineage: Eukaryota; Metazoa; Arthropoda; Arachnida; Ixodida; Argasidae. The record is from RefSeq and is a predicted model, not a curated record. The transcript has 3 exons.
CAGAAAACGGGUAUUACCUGAAACCUGUCUCUGUCCAAGUUCACAACUGGUGCUAGCAGUCUGCAUGCUCGUACAGCGUCUUUCAGGGCGGCGAGAUGGGGAUCUUGUAGUGUUAGUUUCCGCGCUAUAUCCGCGCUUUGUACGACGACAAGGCAUGAGACAGAUGCCAUUCGUACAGCUACGAGGCUCUGCAACCUGUGUAGUUUCAACGACUAACGUUUGAUUCGUGAUGAACGCACAAUAUAUAUCCCUCACCUACGAAGCGUGCAAAUUCAACCACCGCGCGUUGUCCCACGUUGGCUCAAAGGAGCAACAACACACACCGACAACGUAUCCGUAGGUGGCGCUAUAAGCCUAUUUUUUUGCGUGUUUCUUGCUGGUAUCACAAUUUCGCUGUAACAUAAUUCUGAUUAGAUAUAUUCUAAUCAGGUAUCAAUUACGUAACUGGAAAACACAUUACGUUAUAAAAUGCAAAGAAGGUUACAAAGCAGGAGUGAUAAAAUCGGUCUUUCCUAGCAGCCUCACAAGACCGCGCCGAGUGCGCGAAAGUAUCAUUGCUUCAUUCUCACGUCUUGUCAAGCUCAGCUUUUCAACUUGGCAGAACGGUGACAGCCUAAUGUAACCAAGCGUGAAGCGAUGUAAAGGGUCAUCAGUGAAAGAACCGAGGGAGAGAUGUUCAUCUGGAAAAGCCCACCCGACAACCUCCUCCAACACAUUUCUGCGUAGCCAUGUGACAAGGUCCGUCCACAGAACGAACCAGCCGCAGUGAAGGACACGAUGCCAAAUCUACGCUACUUCCAGUGCCCCAGAUGCCAACACAGGGCAUUUACUUUGAACUCACUGCUGCGUCACCUAUCCUCAUCUCAUGGCUGUGAGAGGAAUUGGGCUUGUGAUCUGGGAAAAUGUGCCAGAACCUAUACAUCGUUGUCUCGUUUCCGAGAGCACCUACUCAAAACGCACAGUAGUGACCAACCUCAGUGCGUCGAUUCUUCUAGUGUGCAACCUGAUACCAACGUUGAGCAUGUGGACAACAUGGAGAGCAGUGAUGAUGAUAAUGCAGAAGCUAUCCCUCAAUCGGCUCAACAAAAUGCUUCAGCUGAUCUACCAUCCACAAGUACUGCAAGCACAAGUACUUUGCGGCCAACCACUGAACGACAAAAUCCUGUGAAAGAAUUCGCAAUGCUCCUAUUGAAAUGGAAAGAAGCAAAGAAGCUACCAGAGUCAACGCUUAACGAGAUUGCAAACGACAUGUUCAAUUUUUUCAAUGAUUGUGGGCCACAGCUUUUUUCUGCACAAGGUAGUGAUGUGGAACCAUCUGUGAAUAGUGAAAUGGGGCAACUUUUGACAAAAAAAGGUCGUGAACGCUUUUGGACUGGUGCCCUUCCAUAUGUUGAGCCAGUCACAGUGACCUUAAAUGAAGCUGGCGAAGCACGAGUAAGCUUCCAGUACGUGCCCAUCUUGGAGGUGUUGAGACACUACGUCGAAUGGCUUGACAAUUCAUUCACCAGUGACCCAUGCAGGUUUGCUGACACCUUAAGCUCAGUGUUUGAUGCAUCAGCCUUUGCAAGCCAUGAGUAUUUCUGUGGGGAUCGGGAAAAGUUGUGCAUCCAGCUUUACACCGAUGAAUUUGAGGUGUGCAAUCCCAUCGGUGCACAAAGACAAAAACACAAGCUCAUGGCUGUGUACUAUACUUUGCUAAAUGUACCAUCACGCUUGAGAGCACAACUUUCACACAUCCAUUUGGCUCUCUUAUGUAAAGAAAAGCACAUUCAAAAGUACGGGUUUGACAGAGUACUGGAACGGCUGCACCAGGAUAUUGCCCACCUGGAAACUGAAGGUAUCACGGUUCACAACAAAAUGAUUACUGGAAGCGUAUUCUGCCUCUCAGGUGACAAUCUCUCAAGCCAUCGGAUUGGUGGGUUCAAGGCAAGCUUUAACCACGGACACAUUUGUCGAUUUUGCAUGGCUCUACAUCAUGAAAUUCGAACAAAACACAAAGAACAGGACUUCGUGUUGCGCACUCCAGCACUCCACAAGUUCCACUUGGACAUGCUUCGUGGGGGUGUUGCAACGUUGCCUCUUUAUGGCCUUAAAGCACCAUCUGCAGUUCACACAAAGGGAUUUCAUCCCACUGAACACUUGCCACCUGACGUAAUGCAUGACUUGCACGAAGGUGUCAUACCGUUUGUGUUGCGCCACUUUAUAAGAUACUUCAUCUCCCAGAGACUGUUCAGCCUUGAUGUACUGAAUGAGCGCAUCUUAAAUUUUGCUUAUGACCAGUGUGACAAGAAAAACAAACCUGAGCCAAUCUCCCAGCACUUUUUGUCUAGUGGAGGAGUAAUGAGAGGUUGCGAAAGACUGUCAAUUGGUCAACCGAGCGAUCCUGUGGCCUGCACCGGAAGCGUACCCGGAAUACGAAAGGAAUAUGGGGAGAUAGUUGCUACCUCUGCCAUGCAAAUCCGUACUCCAAGUGACAUGUGGAAAAAGAUCCCUGGAGCAGACCGAAACGUCUUGUGCGUCCGUCGAGAAGUCCCGACGCAGGAAUGUUGGAGGCCCAUCAUUCAAGACACAGAGGUAGAGAUCUUCAAUGACGUCGCACCACAGAGACCCCUUGCCAUCCCGAUCACGGCUUCUCCACAUAGGAUGGUGCGUGUUCAUGUCACCAACUACAGGCUGGGGAUCACCCAAUCCACCAAGAGCCGACCGCAAGUCAUGCAUUGUCACGAGGACUGA